Lathyrus sativus (Indian pea) is the source of this 201-nucleotide messenger RNA. The record is from the annotation of a GenBank genome assembly. Lineage: Eukaryota; Viridiplantae; Streptophyta; Magnoliopsida; Fabales; Fabaceae.
AUGAUGAGAGUUAGCAUGGCUUGGCAAAAGCUGGUCAUGAGUGAUUUGUUUAAAGGAAUUAGUUGCAAAUUUGGUCACAAUUAUCCUAACUUUUGGGGAUUUUUGCUCAUCAAGGGAUUGCAGCUAUGCAAACAAGAGAAUCUAUAUGGUCUUGGAAAGUAUGUUCCCAAGUGGUAUCUAAAAUCCGACCUUCUCUCAUGA